Molecule: messenger RNA, 1178 nt
Organism: Hyaena hyaena (striped hyena)
Lineage: Eukaryota; Metazoa; Chordata; Mammalia; Carnivora; Hyaenidae
Product: chordin-like
Exons: 9
Coding region: 1-1158 (385 amino acids)
Molecular function (GO): protein binding
Source: RefSeq, a predicted model, not a curated record
AUGCCGAGCCUCCCGGCCCCGCCGGCCCCGCUGCUGCUCCUCGGGCUGCUUCUGCUCGGCUGCCGGCCGGCCCACGGCGCCGGCCCCGAGCCGCCCGCGCUGCCCAUCCGGUCCGAGAAGGAGCCGCUGCCCAUUCGGGGAGCGGCAGGCUGCUCCUUCGGCGGGAAGGUCUAUGCCUUGGACGAGACGUGGCACCCGGACCUGGGGGAGCCCUUCGGGGUGAUGCGCUGCGUGCUGUGCGCCUGUGAGGCGCCUCAGUGGGGUCGCCGCUCGAGGGGCCCUGGCAGGGUCAGCUGCAAGAACAUCAAGCCCGAGUGCCCAACCCUGGCCUGCGUGCAGCCGCGUCAGUUGCCGGGACACUGCUGCCAGACCUGCCCCCAGGAACGCAGCGCUCCGGAGAGGCAGCCCACGGGCCUGGCCUUUGAAUAUCCGCGGGAUCCAGAGCACCGCAGCUACAGCGACCGCGGGGAGCCAGGUUCUGAGGAUCGGUCGCGUGGAGAGGGCCACACGGACUUCGUGGCGCUGCUGACAGGGCCGAGGUCGCAGGCCGUGGCACGGGCCCGAGUGUCUCUGCUGCGCUCUAGCUUGCGUUUCUCCAUCUCCUACAGGCAGCUAGACCGCCCUACUCGGAUCCGCUUCUCAGACUCCACUGGCAGCGUCCUGUUUGAACACCCUGCGGCCCCCAGUCAAGAUGGCCUGGUCUGUGGGGUGUGGCGGGCAGUGCCUCGGUUGUCUCUGCGGCUCCUUAGGGCAGAACAGCUACAUGUGGCACUUGUGACACCCACUAAUCCUUCAGGGGAGAUCUGGGGGCCUCUCAUCCGGCACCGGGCCCUGGCUGCAGAGACCUUCAGUGCCAUUCUGACUCUGGAAGGCCCCCCACAGCCUGGCACAGGGGGCAUCACCCUCCUCACUCUCAGUGACACAGAGGACUCCUUGCAUUUUUUGCUGCUCUUCCGUGGGCUACUGGAACCCAGAAGUGGGGGGCCAGCCCAGGUUCCCUUGCGGCUCCAGAUUCUACACCAGGGGCAGCUGCUGCGAGAGCUCCAGGCCAAUGCCUCAGUCCAGGUGAGUGAGGGUCUGGCUCUUGCUGCCACCUGUGCUGGUCACUUGUUGCCCCCACCAUACUUUGCCCUCUCUCCAGGAGCCGGGCUUUGCUGAGGUGCUGCCCAACCUGACAG